This is a messenger RNA of Trichoplusia ni (cabbage looper), 1082 nucleotides long. RefSeq names its product pair-rule protein odd-paired (gene opa). Gene Ontology annotation, molecular function: RNA polymerase II cis-regulatory region sequence-specific DNA binding; DNA-binding transcription factor activity, RNA polymerase II-specific. The coding region runs from base 101 to 1024 and encodes 307 amino acids. Lineage: Eukaryota; Metazoa; Arthropoda; Insecta; Lepidoptera; Noctuidae. The transcript is spliced from 2 exons. Gene Ontology annotation, biological process: central nervous system development; regulation of transcription by RNA polymerase II. The record is from RefSeq and is a predicted model, not a curated record. Gene Ontology annotation, cellular component: nucleus.
CGUGCACUACCAGGGCGCCGCGCCGCCGCUGGUGCCGCACGCGCAUGCGCACGCCCCGCACGCCUUCUUGCGCUACGUGCGCGCGCCGCCUCGACGAGACAUGCGCUGUCAGUGGCUAGAUCCUGAACAGCCGCCGCCACGAAAGUUGUGUAACAAACUGUUCUCGAGCAUGCACGAGAUCGUGACGCAUCUGACAGUGGAGCAUGUCGGUGGGCCCGAGUGCACGACGCACGCGUGCUUCUGGCAGGGCUGCUCGCGAAACGGACGACCAUUCAAGGCGAAAUACAAAUUGGUGAAUCACAUCCGCGUGCACACAGGAGAGAAACCAUUCCCUUGCCCCUUCCCUGGAUGUGGGAAAGUAUUCGCCAGAUCAGAAAACCUCAAAAUACACAAACGAACACAUACUGGAGAGAAACCAUUCAAAUGCGAGUACGCUGGCUGCGACCGACGGUUUGCCAACUCUUCGGAUAGGAAGAAGCACUCCCACGUGCACACGUCAGACAAGCCGUACAACUGCCGCGUGCACGGCUGCGACAAGUCGUACACGCACCCGUCGUCGCUGCGCAAGCACAUGAAGGUGCACGGCGCGGCAGGCGACGCGUCCCCGCGGUACGACAGCGACGGAGACGACUCCUCGUCCGCGGGCAGCGUCAGCGUGACAGCGGGCGCCGCCAGCCCCGCCGCGCCGCCGCCGCCCGCGCCCGCGCCGCACCACCACCCACACCACCACCCCUCCAUCACCGACAAGCUGGAGAGCCUCAACGACAAAUACCUCAACCCGCACGACCAGAAGCCGUACGAGAGGCCCCCGGCGCCGCCCCACCACAACCAACCCCCGCAUCUCACUAAUAUUGGUGGGAACGGAGUGAUGGACAACAAACUAGGCUUCGGCGGGCACUGGACGCAGUUCCAGCAGCCCGCGCCGACGAUGCCGCACGGCGUGCCGGACUGGUGGUGCCCCACGCAGGAGUCCUACCACCAUCACCACUUGAUGCACCACUCUGGCGCUGCUGCCGCUUACUGACCGCACCGCGCUUAGCGAACUCUUCAUUCGACGAUUAGUUGAUAUGAGAAUUACUGAC